AUGGAGCUGAUUUUUACGCUUAAAGAUCCAAGACUUGAAUAUCAUCUGAGCUUGUUGAAAUUUGACAGCCCCAAUGAGCAGAAAGAGCAAGCCUUUCUUGCCCCCAUUUUCACAGGUUCUGUUUUGGAACAGCCUAAACUAGCUCCACCGCAGUAUGGUCUGCUGGGAGGGGUUAAAAGUAUUGAGACGUCCAGUCAUGCAAACACGGAGAAUGAGAUGAUUAAAAAAGACCCGAGGCUGUUUUUCAACGUUUCCUCGCCAUCUAGCAUUUUCAUUUGCGGCUCUCAAGGCUCUGGAAAAAGUCAUACACUCUCUUGCGUACUGGAAGGGUGCUUGAUAUCUUCUAAAGCCGGCAGACUUGCAAACCCGCUGUCUGCUGUUGCUUUUCACUACGAUAAUUUCAAUUCCGACAACUGUGGCUCACCCUGUGAGGCCGCAUUUCUCGCAUCCCACUCGAAGAUCAAAUUAAGGGUGCUUUGUGCUCCCACAAACUUUCUCACCAUGAAGAAAACCUAUUCGAGAUUCGACAUCAAGGUUGAGCCUUUGCAGAUAGACCAAGCGAAUUUGAGCACUCAGCGUAUGCUGGAUCUUAUGGCAGUUGGUCAAGACUCUGGGCCCGUGCCUUUAUACAUGCAUACAGUCAAACGAAUUUUGCGGGAAAUGCGCCUUUUACAACAAAAGGCAGGAUCCCAAUUUGAGUACAAGGAUUUCAAGAAAAGAAUCCUCACUUCUGGCCUCCUUCCGGGUCAGCUCGAGCCUUUGAAGCAGCGACUAGAUACGCUUGAGAGUUUCAUGCCCCCGCAGCAGGCAGCUGUCCAUAAGAAAGGGAAGGUAAAGCAGGCGAACCCUCUAGGAUUAGGGUCUGACUGGACACCGAAGGCCUCACAAUUGACAAUUGUUGACCUCUCUUGUCCUUGUAUCUCCCACGAUGUCGCUUGCUCGCUCUUUAAUGUUUGCUUUAGUAUUUUUAUGGAGCAGGAUACCAAAAUCGGUAGAAUACUGGCCCUUGACGAGGCUCACAAGUACAUGAAAGACUCGGUCGAAGCUCGAAGCUUUACAGACACCAUUCUCUCCACUGUUCGCUUACAGCGCCACCUGGGGGCCCGUAUCUUGAUUUCUACCCAAGAGCCAACGAUUUCGACCGACCUUCUCAGCUUAUGCUCCAUCACUAUUGUCCAUAGGUUUUCGUCCCCUGCGUGGAUACGCGCACUACAGGGCCAUGUGGCCGGAGCCGCUUUGGAUGCCAAGUCACAUCGAGAAUUGUCGGCCUACAACGAUGGCCACCCGGAAAACACUGAGUUUGCUGCAAAGUUUUCUUUGUUUCAUAGAAUUGUUCAUCUCAAAGUGGGCGAGGCUUUACUCUUUUCGCCGAGUGCCGUUUCUUGCACUGCUUCAGGAGGCUCGCAGGAGCUUAAGAAUCUGGGUUCGGGGUAUAUGGUAAUCAAGAUUAGAGACCGACUGACAAAAGAUGGUGGCAAAAGCGUUUUGUCUUCUUGA
Molecule: messenger RNA, 1497 nt
Organism: Penicillium salamii
Lineage: Eukaryota; Fungi; Ascomycota; Eurotiomycetes; Eurotiales; Aspergillaceae
Source: the annotation of a GenBank genome assembly